AUGACAUGUCGCGCAGGACAAGCGACAGCGAUGCCGCAUGCCCUCGCAGAUGUGGCGUUUCUAUACUAUUCUCCUACCUCGGCGGAGCGCAUCACGAAGUUUUGUAACUUCAUGUUGGCCGACAUCGCCAAUCGAAUGCCCUGUCUUCGGACGCUCAAGCUAUCGGGGAAAGCCCUCUGGGGCGAUGAGGCCAGCGUUCGCUCAAUGGUGGAGCUGCUCGGACAUACGACUCGCCUCACAGAACUCUAUCUUCACGACGCUGCACAACUCCUAGUCAUGCAGCCCUCCAUAGCAGAUGCCAUCGCCGCGUUGACCACGCUCGACAUCGUGCGCAUGACAGCCUCAGCCGUGCAAUGUGAUUUCCUCGCCAGGUUUUCAUCACGGCCUCGCAGGCUCGAGCUUGAACUGCUGCACGGGGCCACUAUGUAUCUCAACGACAUCCGCACCUCUAUUCUGCCGUCGAACCUGGCCGGUUCCGUCGAAGAGAUAUUUCUCAACAAGUGCGUCUGUAUAGCGGAGAACUCAGAUACGAAAGGUAUCAUCUUCCCGCGUAUGCGCAAGCUCGUGGUCUCUGGCACAAUAAACGACCUGUCUGCGCUAGCACGCCUCUUCCCGCAGGUCGAGUCUGUACAUUUCAUGGGAAAUGUAUCCGGCGCGGAUGAACAGUCGGCUGCAUGGACACACUUGGAUCAUGUCAAAGUGGGCACAUACCUCGCCUUCCGCCUCGCGUGUCCAGUUCGGCGGGUGGACCUACUGUACCAGAUGGGCCUGAGCACGUCGCAGUCAGUUAUGGCGGCAUUUGUUGGUGGUAUGGCACCGGCAGUGUUGCUAUGUGCGAUGGAGCAGAGAAGCGUCCACCAUUGGAUGACCGCGAUGGCAACAUACAUGCCAGCGCUGAGAUACUUACACAUGGCAAUUCCGGCGCUGGACGGUCCCCUAAUUAACGAGACUUUCCCGAUAAUCGCUGAACUGCCAUUGGUCGGCAUAUCACUUGGGUAUACAAUCCUCAAACCAUCUUCCGUCGACGGGCAAUGGGCGACAUCCUUGGCAAGCAAGAUCGCCGGCCUCAUCCCGGCACUGCAAUUCGUUGGAGUCCAUCGCGAGAAUUAUUCGUCAACACACAGCGAUGAUCUGGAGAAAGUCACCUGGUACCGAGUGUUGACGCGUCAAGGAGGAUCAGUGCAGGUUCAGCAGCAAUCUGAAUGGGAGGGUAAUGCGACUUUACGACAGUUGCUUAACAUUACAUGGGAAUAACGCUCGGCAAUACGACAUCAGUGUAUACAUACAAGUACCGGUAGAGGAGAGCGAGAAACCUGGGACAAACGAGCGAGGCUCAUUGAUCCAUAGCACGAGUCAGGUCUGUCAUGCAUACAAGUCAUAUGCAACUUUGGUUUGGGCAUAUACAGUAAA
Molecule: messenger RNA, 1410 nt
Organism: Postia placenta MAD-698-R-SB12
Lineage: Eukaryota; Fungi; Basidiomycota; Agaricomycetes; Polyporales; Adustoporiaceae
Exons: 2
Coding region: 1-1254 (417 amino acids)
Source: RefSeq, a predicted model, not a curated record